Molecule: messenger RNA, 1445 nt
Organism: Equus caballus (horse)
Lineage: Eukaryota; Metazoa; Chordata; Mammalia; Perissodactyla; Equidae
Gene: SNAPC1
Product: small nuclear RNA activating complex polypeptide 1
Biological process (GO): snRNA transcription by RNA polymerase III; snRNA transcription by RNA polymerase II
Cellular component (GO): snRNA-activating protein complex
Molecular function (GO): sequence-specific DNA binding
Source: RefSeq, a predicted model, not a curated record
GGAGGCGGAGCGGAAGAGGCCGGAUAACACGUCACCGAGCGCGUUGCGUCACGCCGCAGGGGGCGGGGCGUCGGGGCUGGUUUCCUCGGCGACGCCGCUGCUGGUCCUGAAGCCGUGUGCGGGCUCGCGGGCAUGGGCGCUCCUCCGGGCCUCCAGGCCGACUGCGAGGCGCUGCUCAGCCGCUUCCAGGAGACGGACAGCGUGCGCUUCGAGGACUUCACGGAGCUCUGGAGGAGCAUGAAGUUCGCGACCAUCUUCUGUGGUAGAAUGAGAAAUUUAGAAAAGAACACGUUUACAAAAGAAGCUUUAGCUUUGGCUUGGAGAUAUUUUUUACCUCCAUACACCUUCCAGAUCAGAGUUGGUGCUUUGUAUCUGCUAUAUGGAUUGUAUAACACCCAGCUGUGUCAACCAAAACAAAAGAUUAGAGUUGCCCUGAAAGAUUGGGAUGAAAUUUUAAAAUUUCAGCAAGAUUUGAUAAAUGCACAACAUUUUGAUGCAGCGUAUAUUUUUAGAAAGCUACGUCUAGACAAAGCAUUUCACUUUACAGCAAUGCCCAAAUUGCUGUCAUAUAGAAUGAAGAAAAAAAUUCAACGAGCUGAAGUUACGGAAGAAUUUAAGGACCCAAAUGAUCGUGUAAUGAAACUUAUCACUUCUGAUGUGUUAGAGGAAAUGCUGAAUGUUCAUGAUCAUUAUCAGAACAUGAAACAUAUAAUUUCGGCUGAUAAGUCCAAUCCAGACAAAGCCCUCAGCCUGAUAAAGGAUGAUUUCUUUGACAAUAUUAAGAACAUAGUUUUGGAGCAUCAGCAGUGGCACAAAGACAGAAAGAAUCCAUCCUUAAAAUCAAAAGUUAAAGAUGGAGAAGAAAAGAGGGAAGGCAAUUCACAAGAAUCAGAGAGAUGUGAAAGGGCAGAAUCAUUAGCAAAAAUAAAAUCAAAGGCCUUUUCAGUUGUUGUUCAGGCUUCCAAGUCAAGAAGGCAUCGCCAAGUCAAACUUGACUCUUCUGACUCUGAUUCUGCAUCUGGUCAAGGACAAAUCAAAGCAACUAGGAAAAAAAGAAGCCAAGACACACUGAAAUCAGCAGGAAGGAAGAUGUCUUCCAGGAACAGAGAUGAUAUGCAGAAUGUUCAUAAGGAAGAUAAAUCUUUAAGUCUGAGUAUGCCUGUAAUUACAGAAGAGGAAGAGGAGAAUGAAAGUAGUGAAACAGAGUUCACUGCACUGAAGAGGAAAAGAAAACACAGAACAAAGAGCUUGGUGUCUAGAUCUUAAUUUUGAACUUUCUGAUGGAAGAAAAGAUUUAUUUGUGUAUUGCACAGGAAGACUUCCAGUAUUAAAAAUAAUUCUUCUGGGGCGCCAGCCCAGUGGCACAGCAGUUAAGUGCGCAUGUUCCGCUUCAGCGGCCCAGGGUUCGCCGGUUUGGAUCCCGAGUGUGGACAUGGCACUGCUUG